This is a messenger RNA of Durio zibethinus, 2352 nucleotides long. RefSeq names its product UDP-glycosyltransferase 74G1-like. NCBI's taxonomy places the organism in Eukaryota, Viridiplantae, Streptophyta, Magnoliopsida, Malvales, Malvaceae. The record is from RefSeq and is a predicted model, not a curated record. Gene Ontology annotation, molecular function: quercetin 7-O-glucosyltransferase activity; quercetin 3-O-glucosyltransferase activity.
AAAAAUGUAAUAAUCAACCUCAGUUGGACGGAAAGCAUCCGCUUAUGUUGAUAAACGUAUAUUUAUCCAAAAGAAAAUGUAGGUUUCUUUUUCUCAAACGCCUGACAAGACUCUCAUUUUCUGAAAAAAAAAAAAGUUAUGUAAUGGUUGCUACUUACUAGUUUUAAUUCAUCGACAAUUUGAACAUGCAUGACAUGGGUUUAGACCUGAAUCCAAAAUGAUAAUUAAAAAAACAAAAGAGCCUAUUAAAGAAGCAGAUAAUACUUGUGUUUAAAGUCAAAACCAUGCCCGUGGAAUACUGGAAUUCAACACACACUUGCGUCACAUGACAAGUACUCUGCUCGUCCUGAUCAAUCCGUUAAGGGAAUCAACCCCACCUUAUGAUGUUUGGCGCUAUUAUUGUCCUUGAGCCCCAUGAUAGUAUCCUUAGAGGUUUGAGCGGCCCGCUUUGAUACUAUUUGUCAUACUUGCGCCAGGUGAUGUACAUGCACAUGAAAUUUAUUAUUCGCUAUAAAUUGUUAUUUCUCCAGGAGAGAAGCAGAGCAGGGCAGAUAAUUAAGAUUGGUGAACGACUGACCGCCUUAGCAAACUGAUACUGAAUAAAGAGAAAAUGGCGCAAGAGAACAAAGCCAGAAAAGCCCAUGUUUUAAUCGUUCCUUACCCUGCACAAGGUCACAUAAACCCCAUGUUCCAAUUCGGUAAACGCUUAGUCGCCAAAGGCGUCAAAGUCACUCUGGUAACCACUGUUUUCCUCUCCAAGUCCUCCACGUUUUCCGAUCCAACCAGCUCUUUCGAUAUCCAAGCCAUAUCCGAUGGCUUCGAUGAAGGCGGCUAUGAUCAGGCUGGCAGCGCUGAUGCUUACGUGCGAACUUUCUGGUCCGUAGGCUCUAAGAGUUUGGAAAGUUUAAUCAAGAAACUUGCUGAUUCUGGUCAUCCUGUUGACGCCCUUGUAUAUGAUGGGUUUUUGCCUUGGGCACUUGAUCUUGCAAAGCAGUUUGGGAUGCUCUCGGCUGUGUUUUUUACUCAAUUGUGUGCUGUCAACAGCGUGUAUUACCAUGUUAACAGGGGACUUCUUCAGCUGCCACUGCCUGGAACUAAUGUUUCUCUUCCUGGAUUGCCUCUACUUGAAGUUUCAGAGUUACCAUCUUAUGUUGCUCUUUAUGGAUCGUAUCCGACUUGGUUUGAUGUGUUAGUGAAUCAGUUUUCCAACGUUGAUGGAGCUGAUUGGGUAUUUUUUAACAUUUUUUACGAAUUGGAGAAAGAGGUGGUGGAUUGGAUGUCAAAAUUCUGGAAGGUGAUGACAGUAGGACCAACUCUUCCAUCUAUGUACUUGGACAAAAGACUCGAAAAUGACGAAGACUAUGGUAUCAAUCUCUUCAAGCCAAAGACUGGCAUUUGCAUGAGUUGGCUGAGUGGCAAACCGAAGGGUUCAGUUGUUUACGUAUCAUUUGGGAGCAUGGCAGAAGUAGAUGUUGAACAAAUGAGAGAGGUAGCUUGGGGAUUGAAAGGGAGCAAUUACUACUUCUUGUGGGUUGUGAGGGAAUCGGAGGAGGCCAAGCUGCCAAAGGAUUUCAUAGAGGAGACUUGGGAGAAGGGUUUGGUGGUGAGUUGGUGCCCUCAAUUGGAGGUGCUGUCUCAUGAGUCAAUAGGUUGCUUUCUCACCCACUGCGGCUUAAAUUCCGUUAUAGAAGCACUGUGUCUAGGAGUUCCGAUGGUGACAAUGCCUCAAUGGUCCGACCAAAGCACAAAUGCAAAGCAUGUAGAGGACGUAUGGGGAUUUGGAGUGAGAGCUCGGCCUGAUGAUGAGAAAGGUUUUGUGAGAAGAGAGAUUGUAGACCAUUGCAUAAGGGAAUUAAUGGAAGGAGAGAAGGGCAUAGAGGCCAAGAAGAAUGCAAUCAAGUGGAAGAAUAUGGCGAAAGAAGCAAUUGAUGAAGGUGGUAGUUCAGACAAAAAUAUCGAUCAAUUUGUAAUUGAAUUAAGUAAUCAAGUAUUUCAAUUUUAGCGUUUCAACUUUUUUCUCAAUUAGGAUUUAUUUAAGAUAGCGUGGCAGCCAUGGAAUUUGCUGCAUAGUGAUAUUUGCUGAACUGCAACGAGUUUGUAUGAAUAAGAAUUAUUGUUGAAAAUCAAGUACCGGAUAAGAAGUUGAGAAACUAUAAAAGACAGCUGAUUGGCGUUCUUUGUUUUUUCCUUAUGGAUUUUGGGUAAAAUUGGGUACAAUUGCCAAUUGAUCUGGUCGGGUGAUCCAAUCCGAUUCUGACAACCUUGAACUCCCUGUCAAACAAAGACCACGCUGGGGGACAACGAGGCCCACCUGUCUUUUUCAAAAUUUUUUAUUGACGGCCGGCUGGACCU